Molecule: messenger RNA, 1686 nt
Organism: Cephus cinctus (wheat stem sawfly)
Lineage: Eukaryota; Metazoa; Arthropoda; Insecta; Hymenoptera; Cephidae
Product: trypsin-like
Exons: 1
Coding region: 16-837 (273 amino acids)
Biological process (GO): proteolysis
Molecular function (GO): serine-type endopeptidase activity
Source: RefSeq, a predicted model, not a curated record
UUUAACCCCCAAUAAAUGGAAGGAAAAUCCUCACUGUUUACUCAUCAGACAAACUACACAUAUAUUUUGUCUGUUUCAUUCUCAGCCACCCCUAAGAGUGAAGACACGACUACCACCCAGGGUUCGAAGAAGCCAAGCCAGCACAUCGUCGGCGGACAUAUCACGGACAUCAACAAUGUUCCCUACCUAGUCCAGAUCGAGGUGCUGGACAGGAUUGUCUGUAGUGGUAGCAUCAUCUCCGAACAAUGGGUCUUGAGUGUAUACCACUGCGUGGUACGCUCGUCCCACGUAUACAAAAUCCGGGCCGGUAGCAGCGACAAGAACUCGGGCGGUACAGUCCAUCAAGCGGAAAGCAUCAUCGAGCAUUAUCAUUUUCACCGACACAAGUACCUCAACACGCCUAUUAACGACAUAAGCCUGUUUCUUCUGGAAACGCCAAUAAAAAUGGAUUCGAGCAGACAGCCAAUCAAACUAUUCAACCACCAGGAAGAAAUCCCUUAUGGGGCCGAAGGCGUAGUGAGCGGAUGGGGUGCUCACGCGGAGGGUGGUCGUGGCGAUGCCCUCCGCAGUGUCACCGUGCCAAUCAUUCCCAAGGAGAAGUGUGCCCUCUUCUUCCCAGGCGCGGGCAAGCUACUACCCCCUGGUCAAAUCUGCGCUGGCUAUCCCGAGGGUGGCAAAGACUCUUGCCAGGGUGACUCAGGUGGGCCGCUUGUUAUUGGUGGGCGACUUGCUGGUCUUGUCUCAUGGGGAGUCGGCUGCGCACGCCCUAAUAAGCCCGGCGUAUAUACUGAAGUUGCUCAUUUUCGACACUGGAUCUACUAUAUAACUGGUAUCUAAGAGUUAAUUUUCUUUUUGCACAGUUAUAUCACUUUUUAAUUUUAAGCUCCAUGAUGAUUCUAGCGAUGUGCUCAGCGAAGCAUCCUGGCACAUUGAUGAAUUUACAAUAAAAUUGUAUCAUUGAUUUAAAAUAUUUUUCGAUUUCUUCUUAUAAUUCUUUUUCAUCGAUGCUCCUAUAAAUCGGUUGUUUAUGUAACCUUACCGAGUUUAACUACGGGAUUACGGAACUGGAACAAUUUUCUAGUCGAAUCUCUCGAGAUAACGUACGUACCUACUUUUACAAUAGCAGAGUGGGGUUUGGUGAUAUUUUCCAUAUUGGUAUCGACAUUUUUGUCUUGGUCUGUAAAAUAACUGUAUCCUGUAUAGUCAGCGUGUACUUUCCAGGGUGUAACGGUAUCAGUAACCUUUAAACAGGAUUUCAUGUUUCUCCCUCUACGCCAAUUCGAUUUUGAUCUCAUAACCUCUAUGGCAUAUUUCUCACAAUCAUUAUUGAAAUUGAAUAGUCCGACACAGAACGACUGCUGUCUUUAGAGGAUAAUAAAUAAUUUAUCUAUGUUUAUUAAAUAAUUAAUAAAUAUAAGUAUCUAAUCAAUUGGCUGAAUGGGUAUUCAGAGGACGUUUUAAUAUUUAAAUUCUAAGUGAAUAUUUAUACGAAAGUGACUCUUGACCAUAUAGCAAACUCAGGUAUUACACAUAAGUACAUAUUUUUUUUCGGAAUUCCUUAAAUACUUGACGCACACUAUUUUUUUAAGUGAGAGCCAUUUGGCAACGGUUCACAUGAAUUUCAAGAUUCCUUGAGCAGCGAGAGGGAAAUCUCGACAUUGUCAAAGAGCUGCACGAGUGUGGUAC